CUCCCAUAGAGCAACUCUGCACAACCCAAGCAGACAACUUUGGGACUUUGAAUGAACGUAUUUACAUUUACCUUUCUCUUCAUGUCGACUUUUCUGGAAACAUUUACACGGAUGCCAUGGUUACUCCUACCACGAUCUUACAGGUGAACAAGGUGAUGUCCAUCUUGUUUUAUGUGAUAUUUCUUGCAUAUCUUCGUGGCAUUCAGUCAAACAAUAUGGAUCAAAGGAGUUUGCCAGAAGAUUCAAUGAAUUCUCUCAUUAUUAAACUAAUUCGGGCAGACAUCUUGAAGAACAAGCUUUCUAAGCAGACGAUAGAUGUCAAGGAAAACUAUCAAAAUACAGUGCAGAAAGUAGAGGAUCACCAAGAGAUGGAUGGAGAUGAAAAUAUGAAAUCAGACUUCCAGCCAGUUAUUUCAAUGGAUACAGACCUCUUAAGGCAGCAGAGACGUUACAAUUCUCCUCGAGUUCUCCUGAGUGACAACACACCACUGCAACCACCACCACUGUACCUCACAGAGGAUUAUAUUGGAAAUUCAGUGGUAUUAAACAGAACAUCUCGAAGGAAAAGGUACGCAGAACACAAGAGCCACCGAGGGGAAUAUUCUGUUUGUGACAGUGAAAGCUUAUGGGUCACGGACAAAUCAUCUGCUAUUGACAUUAGAGGACACCAGGUAACUGUGCUGGGAGAAAUUAAAACAGGCAACUCUCCAGUUAAGCAAUAUUUUUAUGAAACAAGGUGUAAAGAAGCCAAACCUGUUAAAAAUGGCUGCCGAGGCAUUGACGACAAGCACUGGAACUCGCAAUGCAAGACAUCCCAAACUUAUGUUAGAGCACUGACUUCAGAAAACAAUAAACUUGUAGGCUGGAGAUGGAUAAGAAUAGACACUUCCUGCGUGUGUGCAUUGUCAAGAAAAAUAGGAAGAACAUAAAUCUGCAUCUCUUUGCUAUAUAAGUUAUUACUUUAAAUUAUAUGAUAUGCAUGUAGCAUAUAAAUGUUUAUAUUGUUUUAUAUAUUAUAAGUUGAUCUUAUUUAUUAAACUUCAGCAAAUCUACAGUAUAUAAGCUUUCUCUCUCAAUAAACAAGUCUCUGCUAUGGGCAACUCCAGAUUUCUUUAGACUAUGUUUGUGACACUGUCUGUUGGCAGAACACCAUAACCUGACUGUAAAAUCUGUGUAAAAUCAGUAUUCUUCAUUCAGUAUAGUCAAACCAGUGACAGUUAUUUAGUAAACUUGUUAAAAAUCAGAUUGGUGUCAAGAGUUGUGUACAUAUUUGUAUCUCUCACUAUACACUCACAUUUAAUUGGAUUCAGUAUCAACAAUCAAAACAGAAAAGAACUAAAAUAUGAGUCGUAGCCUGUAGCCGAUGUUGUUGUCAGAGUCGUCAAGUAGCUGUAAAAUACAAUUUAUCUUUAUUGUGUCAGUUUUGUCAGUGAGAUGACCAUUUUCCCUGUUAGCAUUUCAGGAUGAUUGUUUAUAAUCCAGCAACCACUGUUGUUUUUAAAGCACAUAAGUUUUGCAACUAUUUCUAAUGCUGACAAUUAAUCUUAGAAACAAUAUUUUGAAAAUCUAAAGUGUUUGUAACUAAACUAAUGAGACCAAGAGCAGAUCUAAAUGGAUCAUUAAUACGUAAAUGAUUAUUUCUUCUGGAUAUAGCAUUUAUUGUGAUUGACCUUUUCUUCUACACUAAUCUAUUAUCUCAUGAUUAAUUUUUACAUCAUUCUUCUCUGUCUGCAUUUUAAAAUUAGAAACAAAGUCAGUGUUGUCUUUAUGUUAAAAGAGCUCUUGGCUUAAGAAUUAUAAUAAAGAAAGAGAUUAUAUCCUAGGAUGGCUAUCAAAGCCACAAACUCACAUGAAACUGUUCUCCUCAGUAACACAGUCCCUGUUUUAAAUGGAGGGAAAAUCGAGUGGAAGCUCACAGCAAACCUGGUACCUUUCACAGAGACAUAAAAGAUUUUCUUUUUGAGCCAUACUGUCAUUAAAAUUCAGGUAAACCAUAGCUAUAAUAGAGUUAUUUACUCACACAGGUUUGUGGUUAGGGCAGAAAAACUUGCUAACAAAUACCUCAAAUUAGUUUUUGCAUCACCAUGUACUUCCAGUGGGGACACUAAUAAUUAUUCUACCUGAAGAUAAGGGCCAUUCUGCAUUAGCUAUAUUAUGCACUGGAUGGUAUCUUACUGUGAUAAAAGUAAAUCAGAAUCAUGUCAUAGAUUUUGGUCAACAGAACUAAGAUUGAACCACAUAAAUUAUUUGUCCCUAGCUAAUUCUUAAUCCACAAUCAGUGCUCAAAACAAAGCCCUUCAAAAAAGCAGCUAUAGUGGUCUUAAAUUUUUACAUUAUGGCUUUCAUUGCUGUUGCACGUUACACAUCAGAAGUGAAAAUGAGAUCAGAGUAUGCAAAAUAUGGUGAUAAGGUGCCUUUAUUCAUAUAAUUUUCACUAUUGGAGAAUCAACUUUGAAUCUGUAACAGGUGAUCAAUGUAACAAAUUGUGUGGUCUCCCCUAAUCCCUUGCAGAGAGCCCUACACAUCAUAAAAUGGACAGGUUUCUCACGAGCAGAAGCAAGGGAAUAGCUGACACUGAAAACUAGGCUGGAGCAUGGAGGUGUAAUUCUGGAGGGGAGGCCAUAAACAAAAAGUUUUUUUGAGAAUUCUCUCAGUUUUCAAUAUGAAGCCAGAGUAUUUACCUCAGAGGAAAAGUAAUCACCUCAAUGGACUAGAAGCUAACUUUGCUUCAAGCAAUAAUAGCUUCAGUUUUAGUACGAAGGCAAUGGUUAAAAGGGAAGAGAUGAUAUAACAAGCAACUCAGUAUCUAAUCUGUGAUUAGAUUUUUUUUCUGAAUUCUCCCUCCUUGGAAAACAAACAAAAGAAAACCCUCAACAGAUCUUGUGCUAUUUUUACUGGCAGAAAAGUGUAGGUUACAAUAACCUCUAACUAUCAAUUUUUCUGUUUGUGAGGAGAAGCAUAUUUUUAAGAGGACUGUCCCACUGAAAAAUUUUCCAGGUUAAAAAUCUAAUUUUACACCCAAAAUUUCCAAAUAGAGAUUAUUUUCAGAUAUAGUGAAUAGCCGAGAGCAGAUAUUGUCAUCUAUUAUUGACUUCAGAGGUUUUCACUCUUUCAUGCAUCAAUUUGGUCUAUAUCUAUAUAAGAAGAGCAUCCUCUGAACUUGGAUAGACACUGUUGCUUACAUCCCAUUAAUUGGUGACUACAUUGUUCCUGGAAUGUGGAGGGUGCUCUUGCUUACAUCACUAUACAUCCAGAGAAAGUAUACUAGAUACAGGUGAGAAUGUAUUAUUAAAGCAAUGUAAUUAAAAUCAGAAAUGAUUCUAAUCUAAUUAUUUCUACCACUGAAAAUGAUCAUUCUUCAUAGGUUUAAAGAAAACAAUUUGCUAUUUUAGUUAAAGAAAGUCAUUAUGAUUCUUAACAUCACCAAUACAUUGAGUGUUUUCUAAGUGCCCAGCAAAAACACAUCAAAGCAAAUAUAACACCAAUCAUCUGAAACAUAUUAAAUAGGAAAGAAACAGGGAGCAUAAGGUUAUGAGAUCAGCUGCCUCUUUCUUACCUCAGUAUAGAAAUGAACAGAAGUGUUACACUUUGGAUGUGAUCCAAAUUCCAUCAAAGUCAACAACAAAAAAAUACUGUGGGGAAAGCUGCAUCAGGCCAUCACUGAAGAGAAACCUGCAGAUCUCAAUCAGAGAGCAGAGCAAUUGCACUCAUUAGUCACAUGUUCUUGUAAAACCUGUGUACACUUAAG
Molecule: messenger RNA, 3748 nt
Organism: Centrocercus urophasianus (Greater sage-grouse)
Lineage: Eukaryota; Metazoa; Chordata; Aves; Galliformes; Phasianidae
Gene: NTF3
Product: neurotrophin 3
Exons: 2
Coding region: 117-929 (270 amino acids)
Biological process (GO): regulation of neuron differentiation; nerve growth factor signaling pathway; cell surface receptor protein tyrosine kinase signaling pathway
Molecular function (GO): nerve growth factor receptor binding; growth factor activity
Source: RefSeq, a predicted model, not a curated record